AUGGAUGCGCUCUGCUUGUUACCCAAGGUCUUUGCCUGGGAGGUGCACGUGGAUGUCCUGGUGCUGAGCUCCGGGGGCAACUUGUUAGACUCUCUGGCGCUGGCGCUUUGCGCCGUGCUCUCCGAGACCUUACUGCCCAAGGUGGAUGUGAUCGAAGCCAUGGAGGAAGGAGAAGAUGUCCAACUGAAGGUGGACGACCGGCCUGAAGCCGGCAUGCGCUUCCCGAUGAAGCAGCUGCCUCUCUGCGUCACCGUGGCAGAGAUCUCCGGGAAGUUUCUGAUGGAUGUCACUUCUGAAGAGGAGAUGUGUGCCGAGGCCAUGCUAUGUGUCGUGGUGGACGGCAAGACUGGAGAUGUGAUUGGCUUGCACAAGCUGGGGCGCGGCUUGGUCGACGUGAGCGCCAUGCCUGCGAUGCUGGAAAGGUGUCGGGCCACAGCAGCUGCGUUGGCACAGCAGCCAGAAGCCCAGCAGCUUCAACUUGGGAAGCGAAAGAUGAUCUAA
Molecule: messenger RNA, 501 nt
Organism: Cladocopium goreaui
Lineage: Eukaryota; Dinophyceae; Suessiales; Symbiodiniaceae
Source: the annotation of a GenBank genome assembly